AUGCCUCAAGUCUUUCUCCCCCAAGUCCUGUGGCACUGCAAGAACAACCGCCUCGCAGACCGCGUCUACUCGGUGGACGUACAGCCCACCCAGGGGCCCCCCGCAGCAGCAGAUGAUGCAGGUGCCACAAAUAAUGAGCAGCAGAAGCUGCAGUACCGCAUUGCCACUGCGGGGGCCGACGAGUUCAUACACCUUUGGAACGCGGACUUCUCCUCCGGCUCGCUUGCAGUGACGUGUAUAUCUCGACUUGUCGGGCAUGAGAAAGAGGUGAAUUGUGUACGCUGGAAUCCUCAUGGUACCAUUCUUGCUUCUGGCGGGAGCGACCAUGCUGUCUGCCUCUGGGUGCGGAGCUACAAGCCCGACUCAGUGCCCCUCGGCGUUGACGCCUCGUUUCUCCAGUACCAUGAGUGGUGGUCUCGCACAUCAUCUUUAAGAAGGGCGGAUGCGAUCAACACGUUAGCGUGGGCUCCCUCUGGCACUCAGUUGGCCAUAGGCUGCGAAGACGGGCGGAUAUUUGUGUGCGAUGUCACGGGAGAUAUCCUCGGAGCCAAAUCUGGACGCGUUUUAGAGGGGCAUUCCCAUAUCAUUCAGGGCGUUGCCUUUGACCCGCUGGGGAAGUUCAUUGCCUCACAGAGCAGCGACCAAACAGUCCGCCUGUGGUCCCGCCGAGUCCCGCCAGGCGGCCAGCCUGGCUUGGCCGCGGCCACAGCGCAGCAGCAAACACAGCCUACUUCAACUGCUGCAGAAAAUGCUGCUGCAGGAGGGGGGGGUCUAGCAGCUGCUGCAGCAGCGGCUGCUGCGGGUCGGGCGCCUGUGUGGCGCUGCGAAGCGGCCAUAAAGUGUUGGGCGAAGCCUGGGGCAGCGCGAGAUGCGGAUUGCGCACAAGAGGACAAGGAGAAUGAGCAGCAAAGCACCGCUGCAACGCCAGGAAACGGCGCAGGAGCCUCUUCCCGCAGUGGUCCUUUGCGUCAGUUGUUUCUGGCGGAAAACCAAUUGCCUUCAUUCUUCAGACGCCUUGACUGGUCACCUGAUGGUUCGUUGCUGGUCACGCCUGCUGGGGUGCAGCAGAUUCUGCCAGGGGAAAGUGACCCAAGCCCAACUCCAACUGCGGAAGCUGCAGAGGCUGCAGCCUCUCCAAGUGCUUCGCCGCGGGCCAGCAGCACAGCCAACUCCACUGGGGGCUCCGCCCAAGAGGCCGCGGCUGCCUGUCUUCCUCACAACACUGGCGAGUCUUUCUUUGCUGCAUAUGCUUUUCAUCGUCGGCUGCUACAGCAGAGCACAUCUCCUUUUGUCACCCACAGGCUUGAGAGCGGGCCAGCCGUUUGCGUGCGAUUUAACCCAUGUUUCUUCGCUCCCCUCCCAGUGCCGCCGGGCCUUCAGAAGAAAGGCUUGGCAUCUGCUGCAGCAAACGCUGCAAGUGCAGCAGCAGCAGGCAGCGAAGUGCCCGCCGCCAACGCGCUGGAGGAACAGUAUGCGAAAACCCGGUCUUGGCUCUUUCGAGCUGUAGAUCGGCAACACAUGGUGCCCCUGGCAAGCCCGUGCAAGGCUCCCGGGGACCCAGCAACUCCACCAUCUGCACAGGAAGCAGCGCAGCAAAGACAGCCAGGACAAGAGAGUCAACAGGAAAGCAUGAAUGUCGAUGCAGAUCCAGUUUCCACUCCAAAGGGUGACCGCUCCGAGACGGACAGCGGCGUGUCUCAGGACAUGGUCUUCCCCAGAUUCGUCUACUCAAUAUGCACGCUUGAUGGAAGCGUCUUACUGUAUGACACGCAGUUUUUGUGCCGCCCACUCGCAGUGUUGCAUCGCCUCCACCUUGCGCCAAUGACAGACUGCAGCUGGAGCGGGGAUGGCCGGCUUCUGGUCUGCAGUAGCAGUGAUGGGUAUCUGACAUUCGUGCUUUUUACGGAAAGUGAGCUCGGACAGAUUUUGUCGCGACCCAAGGCCUUUACUGCGCCGCAGACAGCCUGUCGCCGCGCUGAGCAGCCACAGUCAUUGGCAAAUCAAAUCAGACCAGACUCGAAUCGGCAAAACCAGCAGAAGUGCCCUGAAGGGGAAGCUGCCUCCGAGCAGUCGGAGGCACCUGUUAAAAGUCGAAUUCUGGUCUUGGGAAAUGCGCGCGCCAAAAUUCUGAAGACAAUGGAACCAGCGGCAACUUCGGCCCUGGUUUGCGGUGCAGCUGCACCGCAGCAGCCUCCAAACCGCCAGGCUGCAGUCUCGCUGGAGGCCAACCCAGCCGACCAUGACCAAGGUAGCAAAGAACCUAUUGUUCCUUGA
Molecule: messenger RNA, 2274 nt
Organism: Eimeria tenella
Lineage: Eukaryota; Apicomplexa; Conoidasida; Eucoccidiorida; Eimeriidae
Product: chromatin assembly factor 1 subunit, putative
Exons: 8
Coding region: 1-2274 (757 amino acids)
Biological process (GO): DNA replication-dependent chromatin assembly; nucleosome assembly
Cellular component (GO): CAF-1 complex; nucleus
Molecular function (GO): protein binding
Source: RefSeq, a predicted model, not a curated record